AUGUGGGAUCCGGAACUGGAGAUGAUGAGAGCUCUCGCGCUAUACUUUGCGUUCGAUGAUGACGACAAACAACCGCCGCGUAAGAGAAGAGUUUGGGUUAAGCCGUGGCUCUCAAGGCGAAAGGCACAAGGGUGCUAUGAAAAACUAAUGCGAGAGUUGACCCUCGAGGACGCGGAAUCUUAUCGGAGCUGGAUCCGCAUGGAUACCAACACGUUCGAGGAGCUACUCUCCCUGGUCCGUCCUCACAUAUCAAAACAGGACACUAACUUCCGACCGGCAAUUUGUGCAGGGGAGCGUCUUGCGAUCACCCUCAGGCACUUAGCAACAGGUGAAACACACAAAUCCCUGGAAUUCCAAUUCAGAGUUGCCCACAAUACUAUAUCUUUGAUGGUGCAUGAGGUAUGCAAGGCAAUCUUCCAAGUGCUGUGUGACAGAUACUUGAAGGUGUCGCAAGGGCAGGAAGAGUGGUGCAAUGUGGCCAGUCAGUUCUAUGAGCUCUGGCAGUACCCUAACUGUAUUGGUGCUCUCGAUGGCAAGCAUCUUGUCAUUGCUCCUCCUCCACGUAGAAAUGGUCGUAUGAACGACAGCAGUGUUUGGGGCCAGUCAAAAAUACGAUCAGCCAUUGAGAGUGGACAGCUAGGUAUACCAGGCCCAAAGACGUUGCCUGCAUCUACGAGUAGCACACCUUUCUUCAUUGUUGGAGAUGAACGUUUCGGUCUAAAACCCUACCUGAUGAGGCCGUACGGUGCAAAGGACCUGAAUGAUGAAAAAAGGAUUUUCAACUAUAGGUACACAAUAGGAGAAGAAAGUGAUGAGUAG
Molecule: messenger RNA, 819 nt
Organism: Ornithodoros turicata
Lineage: Eukaryota; Metazoa; Arthropoda; Arachnida; Ixodida; Argasidae
Exons: 4
Coding region: 1-819 (272 amino acids)
Source: RefSeq, a predicted model, not a curated record